Molecule: messenger RNA, 594 nt
Organism: Schistosoma turkestanicum
Lineage: Eukaryota; Metazoa; Platyhelminthes; Trematoda; Strigeidida; Schistosomatidae
Source: the annotation of a GenBank genome assembly
AUGUGGUUCUACAGUAUGAAAUUAUUCAAUGCAAUAAAUUCCACCCGUUUACAAUCUUUUGCCCGCAAUGAUAAGUUUAUUGCUUUGAUUAAUUACAAACAAUUUUGUCAAACACCUAUUCAGAAUGAAACAAAUCCGAAUUUAAAAAAAACUCAACCACCUUUAACUUAUCAAAGCUCACAAUCAUUUCAGUACUCAUCAAAUAUUCAACCAUUACAAUUCAAAUCGAAAUUGAAUGCAACUAAUUUGGAGUUGAAGUAUCGAAAUGUAUGUCAAGAAACUUGGCGUUGGUUAGACGAGUACUGGUCAGCAUAUAAUCUUUCUUAUUCAAAGGCAAAAAUGGCAUUUUUAGCCAAAGAAAAGAAGAAACAUGCAACUGGACAUACACAACCGGAUAUGGGAAUAUUUCAUCGUGAAUUUUUAGAAGCUAAUAAAACGCAGCGUAUACAAUUCAAUCUUAAAUGGUAUCGUUCUAUUGCUUAUAUUGUAUAUUUAAGUAUAUUAGUUGAUCUACAACAAUUGUGGCGUCGUUUACAUGCUAAAUUCCUUUCAAAAUCGAAGAAAUCUAACAAUGUUAACAAUAAAGACAAUUAA